GUCGAGGUUUGUGAGAUCAUUGUUGAAAAGGCGUUAAUUAUGUCUCGGGUCGUGUACUAUAACUACUAGUCACUGUACAGUACGCGGACUGAGACAGAGCAAAACGCUACACGGUAACUGGUGUAGUACCUAGUGUGCAAUGGCUGCGAGCAGUUUAUCAGAUAAUUUUUUUUCGCGGCCCCAGGAUCACGAUGAUCGGAUUUAUUAUUACGUCGUUAUGUAACUCCGAUCACGAACCCUAUGCAAAGGAAUCCGGUUUAGUAAAGCCAACAGAAAUCGCCGGCACACGAUCUCUCACGUAAGAGUGAUCUUUCUGAGAAAAGUGACAAAGUAUCCGUACAACCGAGAUCAGCUGAAUCUGCAGACGACGAGACUUUGUCGCUUUUAAUGAUUGAGAGCGGUAAUAUGGCUAAAGAGAAAUGGACGUCGGAUUGUGUUAAUAUUCAGUCAAAUGGUAAAAACGAACAGAUAAAAAGAAAUGCCGAACAUAGACUUAGCAUAUUGUCUAUAGUAUAUAAUCCAACUGCACAUCCGACAUCUUAUUUAGAUACGCUGAUAAAUAUGUUGAAAGGAAACGUUGGAUGUGGAAUUUUAGCUAUGGGAGAUGCAUUUAAAAAUGGAGGAUUACUUUUGUCACCGGUUUUAACAUGUUUUAUUGGAAUUAUUUGUGUUUACAAUCAACAUGUAUUAGUGCAAUGUUCAAAAAGUGUUAAAGAAAAACUUAAAUUACAACACAAUCCACAAUUUGCUGAGACAGUAGAAUUAUCUUUUCAAACUGGACCAGAGCGAUUUCAAAGUUACUCAGUUUUUUUCCGGAAUAGUGUAAAUAGUUUUAUAGUCAUCACUCAGUUGGGAUUUUGUUGUGUUUAUAUUCUCUUUGUAUCAAAAUCUAUUCAACAGGUGUUGAGUUGGUAUGAUAUAUAUUUAGAUGUACACAUCAGUAUAUUGAUAUCAAUGGUGCCUAUAAUGAUUUCAUCGCUCAUCAGAAGUUUAAAAUUCAUUGCUCGGUUGUCUGCAAUAGCAAACAUAUGUAUGCUCGUGGGUUUGCUUGUAAUUAUUUACUAUUGUUUUACUGAUUUACCACCAAUAUCUUCAAGAUCCGCUAUUGCUCAUUGGACAUCAAUACCUCUAUUUUUUGGUACCACUAUUUUUUCAUUCGAAGGAAUUAGUUUGGUCUUACCGUUAGAGCAAGAAAUGAAAAAACCAAAGAAAUUUUCGACUCCAUUCGGAGUAUUGAACGUAGGCAUGAUAAUUGUUACGAGUCUUAUAGUUCUUACCGGUUUUAUGGGAUAUUUAAAAUUUGGAGAUGCAGUGCGAGGCAGCCUUACUUUAAAUUUACCAGAACAAUUUUUGUUAUCUAAAGUUGUAAUUUUGAGUAUGAUGUUUGGAAUUAUAUGCACUUAUACAUUGCAGUUCUAUGUACCAGUUGAAAUCUUAUGGCCAAAAGUCGAGCAAAAAUUUGGCCCUUUCAAAUCUCCUUUACUUUGGGAAAUUGGCUUACGUGUAUUAUUGGUGCUCAUUACUUUCAUCGCGGCCGACGUGAUACCGCACCUGAGCCUGUUCAUAUCGAUGAUGGGAGCCGUGGCCAGCACGUUCCUGGCGCUCGUAUUCCCGCCGCUGUGCCACAUGGCCGUGACCAGCGCCGACAACGGCGGCAACGGGUACGGCCCGUUCAACUGGCGGCUGACGGUGAACUGCGUCACGCUGGCGCUGGGCGCGGUCGGGUUCGUGACGGGCACGUACGCGAGCGUCUACGAGGUAUUCGGCGCGUUCCAGAAGGUGGUGGUCACCGCGGCCGCCGUCACCAACAGCACCGGCACCGGCAGCAACUUCACCGCACUGGAGGCGCACUGAAACGUCGUCGUCCGCCCCGUCCUCCACACGUCGGAGGCGGCUCCGCGUGAACGCGCAAUAACGAUAUUAUGACAACAAUACAACGAUAUUGUAAUAAUAACGUUAUCGUCGUCGUUUCCGGCCGGACGUAUUCGUCGACUAUGACGUGCACCACUCGCGCACCCCCAUUCAUCCCCCCCCACCAACCCGUACGAUCGCCAUACCUCGCGCACACGUUUAUGUGUAUAUAUGUAUAUAUAUAUAUAUAUAUAUAUAUAUAUAUGUAUGUGAGUGUGUGUAUAGCAUUGCAUAAGUACCUAGGCACAACGUCGUUAUGAUGUGACAUAACAAUAAUAAUAUUAUGAUGGAGACGUGCAUGCGUUUAAUAUUCGUUAAUACCUAUGUAAAAUGUAUAAUACAAUUAUUUAUGUUUUAAAUCAUAAUAUAUCAUGUACAAUAGUAAUUCAGGGUCGGCCGUCGCGAACGAAAUCGCGUUAGGGUUCGUGCGCAUAAAAAACAGUUUUCCUUUAUAAACGCACGUUUUAAAACUAGUUUUAAACGAGGAAAAAAAUAAAUACAUUAUAUAGUAUACGUGGAUUUGUGGCGGUCAGUUCAAGAACAUCACUAAUACCGAAUUCGUACGUAUUGUAAGGACGAUUUUUUUUUUUUUUUUUUACGACUUGUGUAUACCUAUAAAUAUCAUGAUAAAAUUAACUGAAUUAAUUAGAUUCCUAAAUUUCAACAUUAGGCUAUAAAUUAAUUUGGAUUAAAAACAAAACACGUUUGAAUCAAUUAGUAAAACAUAAUAAGAGAACACGUUUUUUUUUUUGUAUUUUUGAAUAAAAUACUGUUUUUUUUUUUUUUUUAUCCAACCCUGAAUAGAAUCGAAAUCGUAGGGUAUCGAAUAUCAUAUGGUCACGAUUAUUGUAUCUUUAUAAUACUAUUUUUUUUUUUAUAAAAUUAUGAUAUAUUAUAUAAGACCGGAACAGUGUAGAUAUAACGUCAUAUUAAAUAUAAAUAUAAACAUUUUAAUAUUAUUGUUUUUAAAAUAUUUUUGCUUCCCGUUGACCACCACCCCUACUCUUUGCUCAAAACAGUAUCAAUAUGAAGUAUUAUGUAGGAAACUAUUGUUCACUUAAAAAUUGCAAUACUUGAUUUUUUCCUUUUUUUUAUCCUGUUUUCUACAAGUAGUUUUUAAGUUAUUACUAUAUUUUGUCAUUACAUACUCACGUUUUUAUAGUAAAAAAACUAUUUUUAAUAAAGAAUUAUUCUAAUACAUAUCAGAUGCAUAAUAUACGCAAUCUAACUCAAGGUUUAAGUUAUGUCUAAAAAUUAG
Molecule: messenger RNA, 3169 nt
Organism: Melanaphis sacchari
Lineage: Eukaryota; Metazoa; Arthropoda; Insecta; Hemiptera; Aphididae
Product: proton-coupled amino acid transporter-like protein CG1139
Exons: 10
Coding region: 388-1854 (488 amino acids)
Biological process (GO): amino acid transmembrane transport
Cellular component (GO): vacuolar membrane
Molecular function (GO): amino acid transmembrane transporter activity
Source: RefSeq, a predicted model, not a curated record